CCGCCGCCGCUGCCACCUCUGCUGCUGCCGCUGCCGCAGGGGAGGAAGCCUGCACCGAAGAUCCAUGAAGAGCCUUCCACAGUGACGCUCCCUCUCCAAUUGAGGCCAGCCUCUCUGUCCCCUGAUUUCUUGGGGCCUGAACCCAUCAGCCUAAACUCCAUCGCCCUCGGUGCCUCCUUUCUGGCCGGGGCAGGGGACACCCAUCCCCAGCGCCUUCCGCCAUGACCACCUCAGCUCUGAGACGGCAGGUGAAAAAUAUCGUGCACAACUAUUCAGAGGCGGAGAUUAAGGUCCGAGAAGCCACCAGCAAUGACCCCUGGGGCCCACCCAGCUCCCUCAUGUCGGAGAUCGCCGACCUGACUUUCAACACGGUGGCCUUCGCCGAGGUCAUGGGCAUGAUCUGGAGGCGGCUCAAUGACAGCGGCAAGAACUGGCGCCACGUGUACAAGGCCCUCACCUUGCUGGACUAUCUGCUGAAGACCGGCUCCGACAAAGUGGCCCACCAGUGCCGGGAGAACCUCUACACCAUCCAGACCCUCAAGGACUUCCAGUACGUGGACCGGGACGGCAAGGACCAGGGCAUCAACGUUCGGGAGAAGGUGAAGCAGGUGAUGGGGCUGCUGAAGGACGAAGAGCGACUGAAGCAAGAGCGGACCCACGCGCUCAAGACCAAGGAGCGCAUGGCCCUCGAGGGCUCCGGCAUUGGCAGCGGGCAGCUGGGCUAUCGCCGAUCCUCACACUACGGCGACGAGUUUAGCCGGACUAGAGGAUCCCCGUCUUCCUACAACUCCUCAUCGUCUUCUCCUCGAUUCACCUCUGACCUGGAACAAGCUAGACCCCAGACCACCGGAGAGGAGGAGCUGCAGCUGCAGCUGGCCCUGGCCAUGAGCCGGGAGGAGGCAGAGAAGCAGCCGGUCCCUCCAGCCUCCCACAGGGACGAGGAUUUGCAGCUGCAGCUGGCACUACGCCUGAGCCAGCAGGAGCAUGAGAAGGAGGUGAGGUCCUGGAGGGGAGACGACUCCCCCUUACCCAAGGGCACCGGGAGCCAUGGGCGCCGGGACCAGGACCCUGAAAGAGAAGAGGAAAAGGAAGGAGAGAAACUGAAAACCAGCCAGUCUUCUAUCCUGGACCUUGCUGAUAUCUUUGGACCAGGACCAGUUCCACCCUCCACACACAGCUCCGCUGACCCAUGGGAUAUCCCAGGUCUUCGGCCAACUGUGGAGCCUGGCGGUUCCUCUUGGGGACCCUCGGCAGAUCCUUGGUCUCCAGCCCCCUCUGGGGAUCCUCUGUCCCGUAGCCAGCCUUGGGACUUACCCUCUGUGCUCUCAUCUUCGGAGCCCUGGAGACGGACACCUGGGCUGCCCCCGUCCGUAGAUCCCUGGGUGAAAGAUUCCCCCCACCACAAACCCUCCGUCGCAGGGACAGACCCCUGGGGUGCCACCUUGGACACCCCCAACACGCCCACAGCUCUAGGUGGUUCAACCUUUGACUUAUUUGCCAAACUUCCAGAAUCAACAGAACCCAGAGAAGGGCCUGAGAGUGGCCAGGCCCUUCCCUCCGUGCGAUCUAGCAGCCCUGAACUAGACCUCUUUGGAGAUCCUGUCCCUAGCUCCAAACAGAACGGCACGAAGGAGCCAGAUGCUUUUGAUCUGAGUGGACUUGGUGGGGCGCUGACGCAAGCAGGCAAAGAUGGUCAAGCCUGCCAGACCCCUGAGUCCUUCCUGGGACCCUCAGCCUCCUCUUUGGUCAACCUGGACUCACUCGUGGUGGCUCCGCAGCCUACGAAGACAAGAAACCCAUUCCUUUCAGGUCUCAGUGCCCCAUCCCCAACCAACCCUUUCAGUUUGGGAGAGCAGUGCAGGCCAACUCUCAACCAGAUGCGGACAGGGUCUCCGGGGCCCAAUCUGGCCACCAAUGUGCCUGUGGGUGCUCCUGUAGGCUCCAUGACCUACAGUGCCUCUCUGCCCCUUCCACUCAGCAGCGUUCCAGCAGGAAUGACCCUUCCUGCCUCUGUCAGCGUCUUCCCUCAGGCUGGCACCUUCCCUCAGAUGCCUGGGACCCUGCCCCAGCCCCUGCUCCCCAUGUCCGGUUCAGUGGGACCCCUGAACCCCUCUUCUCAGGCAGGCACCAACCCUUUCCUUUGAACUCUACCCUCCUCUGCUCAGCCCUUCUUCCUGCCAUCUCCUACCCUCCUCCCUGGAGUCAGUUUCUGUGCCUCUUCCCUUCAUUCUCUGCCUAUGUGCCCCGGUCAGCCGCUGGCAGCUGACCAGAGCUUUCCCUAGCCCCUUGCUUAAGGGGCUGGGGCAGUGGACAGGGGCGCUGCCCCCCACCCCACUUAGGUCAAUAUGAAUGUUGCCCAGAUGCUUGGUCCCCUGUCCUGCCUCCAGAGUGGGGAAGGGUCAUGGGAAGCUCAGGGAAAGGACAUCACAGGAGCCCAGGUCCCCCGGGGUUCCAUGUGGGUUGGAGGAGUGGCUUUCCAGGCUCCAGCUCUCCCUUGAAGGGGCUCACACGUAUGUGUGGAGAGCUCCAAGAUACCAGAAGUACUGUAAUGCAUAGCCCAGAAGAAGCCUGGUGACCAGAAGCCUUUUGGAGCCGUGGCAAUGGUCCCACAAUAAAAUACCUGAACUAGCACUGUAA
Molecule: messenger RNA, 2637 nt
Organism: Gracilinanus agilis (Agile Gracile Mouse Opossum)
Lineage: Eukaryota; Metazoa; Chordata; Mammalia; Didelphimorphia; Didelphidae
Gene: EPN3
Product: epsin 3
Exons: 10
Coding region: 222-2144 (640 amino acids)
Biological process (GO): endocytosis
Cellular component (GO): clathrin vesicle coat; endosome; plasma membrane
Molecular function (GO): phospholipid binding; clathrin binding
Source: RefSeq, a predicted model, not a curated record